Porites evermanni is the source of this 1930-nucleotide messenger RNA. NCBI's taxonomy places the organism in Eukaryota, Metazoa, Cnidaria, Anthozoa, Scleractinia, Poritidae. The record is from the annotation of a GenBank genome assembly.
AUGGGAGGUACAGUAUUAUUGCAGGUGUUUGGGUGACUUGUCUGUGAAAAUAUGAUGUUUGUUUGUUUGUUUGUUUGUUUUUUUUCAUGACAUAUCAGCAAAUAAAAAGAAAUUUAGGGAUGGUUAAGCAUUAUUUGGGUUAUCAGUAAAUCAACAAAAUACAAAGUUUGUACAGUCCAUUUUGGAUGGAAAAAGUAUUGAUUCACCCAAUGAGCAGAGGCCCUUCAAUCUUCUUGGAAUGAUCUUGGAAGAUCAAAGGGGCUCUGCUCUCAGGGCAGUAGGGAUCUGUCUCCUAUGAUUAAUUUUGUCCGUGGGUGCAGGAACUUUAGUCUCACAUUGUCUGACCGCUUAAUAUAGUGUGGACCCCAUUACCCUCUGAUAAAGUGUAAGGUAUCCAUUCCCAAAGCAUAAAAUUAAUGGUUGUCAACUUUCUUAAGUUGGAAACAGGAAAAUCAAGGAAGGGUUGCAGCAAUUUUUUCUGAGAUUCUAGCUUAAUUCUAAUUAGUUGAAGGUGGAGAAAUAAUUUAUAAGCUUUUUUGCAUCUGUCUUAUUCCAGUCCUUCAAGAAUCUUGAUCACAAUACUAUUAGAAACAGAACAAACCUAUGAAGAAAUAUGAAAGUUUCUUAUGGUGAAAUACUUGCUCCUAAAACUAUGAUUUGCCAGACUAGCACUAAAAGUACAGUUAUUCUUUGCUCUCCUUCAAAUAGGUUUUUCAUCUCCUAUCCUGCAUGGUCUUUGUUCAUUUGGUUUUGCUGCUCGUCAUAUUCUGAGGCAGUAUGCGAACAAUGAUGUCACUAAAUUCAAGGCCAUCAAAACAAGGUUUUCAAAGCCUGUCUAUCCUGGACAAACGAUUCAGACAGACAUGUGGAGGGAGGGUAACAGAAUCUUUUUCCAGUGUAAAGUGGUAGAAAGUGGGCAUUUGGUGUUGUCAGGUGGAUAUGUUGACUUGAAGGACAUGGAUGAUGCCAAGACAACAAUGCCAGUAAGUUCUUGUUAACAACGUUUUUGGUGGUUUUGCUUCUUUUUGGGUAGAUAGUAACCUGAAAAUGGCUUGACCACUAGUAUGAAAAGGUGAAGCCUGCACAACACACGACAGGGUGCUGUGGUGAGUUUUGGGCCAUUAACAAAGCCCUCUUAGGCGGGGUACAUAUGUCCCCAGUCUGAGUAUUAAAUAUGGUUGUUUCAUGAUUUGAGGAGAAGGCCAUGUCACGGUCAGUGUUUAACCCAUCUUAAAGUUCAUGUUUGUUGCCAUUUCGUCUAGAAUUAUGUCGCUGUUUCAAGGCCAUAUCAUAUGUAAUUAUGCCUUUCCACUCAACUGCCAUGUGAAAAAAAGUUGCACAUGUAGUUGCUGAUUCAUGCAACAAAAAAUCUUGACUUACUAUAUCACACGGUGCUCGGCCAAAACAUUCAAAAUAAAGCUAAUGGUUUUUUUAUCCAUGUUGUACUGCGUAGUGGAGCCGAAAUGUGUGGAAUUUUCCCAGUCUUUACUUGAGGUAAUUUUGACAUAUUUUAAUGGUUUGGAUUAUUGUCUUUUUGAAACAGGAUGUACAUGCGGUAGUCUCCAGUCCAGGUAAAUCAGGCCUCAAGAGUGAAGCUCUUUUCAAAGAGAUUGGCAAACGCAUCUCAGAUCACCCUGAACUUGUUAAGAAAGUCAAGGGCAUAUUUGAGUGGAAUAUUACAAAGGGUGGUAAGACCGCAGGUCAGUGGACUGUGGACCUCAAAAGUGGGUCUGGUUCCGUGACGGAAGGUCCAUACAAGCAAGGCAAGGCCGACUGCACCAUAACUGUUGAGGAUGAUGAUCUGGCUGCUAUCGCUAUGGGAAAAGCAAACCCUCAAGAGCUAUUCAUGAAGAGCAAGUUGAAGGUCAAAGGUAAUAUCAUGCUCACUACAAAGCUGGGUCAACUUUUCAAGGACCAAGCCAAGUUGUAG